AUGGCGUCCGGCCCUCACCCGACAGCGACCGCCGCCGCCGCCGCCGCUGCCGCCUCGUCGGCCGCCGCGGCCCCCAGCGCGGGCGGCUCCAGCUCGGGGACCACCACGACCACGACGACGACCACGUCCGGAGGGAUCCUGAUCGGGGACCGCCUCUACUCGGAAGUUUCCCUCACCAUCGACCACUCGCUGAUCCCGGAGGAGCGGCUGUCGCCCACGCCGUCCAUGCAGGAUGGGCUCGACCUGUCCAGCGAGACGGACCUGCGCAUCCUGGGCUGCGAGCUCAUCCAAGCCGCCGGCAUCCUCCUCCGGCUGCCGCAGGUGGCGAUGGCGACGGGGCAGGUGCUGUUCCAUCGGUUCUUCUACUCCAAGUCUUUCGUCAAACACAGUUUCGAGAUUGUUGCCAUGGCUUGUAUUAAUCUUGCGUCAAAAAUCGAAGAAGCACCUAGAAGAAUAAGAGAUGUGAUUAAUGUGUUUCACCACCUACGCCAGUUAAGAGGAAAAAGGACUCCAAGCCCCCUCAUCCUUGAUCAGAACUACAUUAACACCAAAAAUCAAGUUAUCAAAGCAGAGAGGAGGGUGCUAAAGGAGUUGGGAUUUUGUGUUCAUGUCAAGCAUCCUCAUAAGAUUAUUUUUAUGUAUUUACAAGUCUUAGAAUGUGAACGUAAUCAAACCCUGGUUCAAACUGCCUGGAAUUACAUGAAUGACAGUCUUCGAACAAAUGUAUUUGUUCGAUUUCAACCAGAGACUAUAGCAUGUGCUUGCAUCUACCUUGCAGCUAGAGCUCUUCAGAUUCCAUUGCCAACUCGUCCUCAUUGGUUUCUCCUUUUUGGUACUACUGAAGAGGAGAUCCAGGAUAUCUGUGUAGAAACUCUUAGGCUUUAUACCAGGAAAAAGCCAAACUAUGAAUUGCUGGAAAAAGAAGUAGAGAAAAGAAAGGUGGCUUUACAAGAAGCAAAAUUAAAAGCAAAGGGAUUGAAUCCUGAUGGAACUCCAGCCCUUUCAACCCUUGGUGGAUUUUCUCCAGCCUCUAAACCAUCAUCACCAAGAGAAGUAAAGGCUGAAGAGAAGUCACCAAUCUCUGUUAAUGUGAAGAUGGUCAAAAAAGAACCUGAAGACAGACAGCAGGCUUCCAAAAGCCCUUAUAAUGGUGUAAGAAAAGACAGCAAGAGAAGUAGAAAUAGCAGAAGUGCAAGUCGAUCAAGGUCAAGAACACGAUCACAUUCUAGAUCACAUACUCCAAGAAGACAUUACAAUAAUAGGCGGAGUCGAUCUGGAACAUACAGCUCGAGGUCAAGAAGCAGGUCACGCAGUCACAGUGAAAGCCCAAGAAGACAUCAUAAUCAUGGUUCUCCUCAUCUUAAGGCCAAACAUACCAGAGAUGAUUUAAAAAGUUCGAACAGACAUGGUCAUAAAAGGAAAAAGUCUCGUUCUCGAUCUCAAAGCAAGUCUCGGGAUCACUCAGAUGCUGCCAAGAAACACAGGCAUGAAAGGGGACAUCAUAGGGACAGGCGUGAAAGAUCUCGCUCCUUUGAGAGGUCCCACAAAAGCAAGCAUCAUGGUGGCAGCCGCUCAGGACAUGGCAGGCACAGGCGCUGA
Pipistrellus nathusii (Nathusius's pipistrelle) is the source of this 1599-nucleotide messenger RNA. NCBI's taxonomy places the organism in Eukaryota, Metazoa, Chordata, Mammalia, Chiroptera, Vespertilionidae. The record is from the annotation of a GenBank genome assembly.